Molecule: messenger RNA, 1292 nt
Organism: Rhodofomes roseus
Lineage: Eukaryota; Fungi; Basidiomycota; Agaricomycetes; Polyporales; Fomitopsidaceae
Exons: 4
Coding region: 196-1083 (295 amino acids)
Source: RefSeq, a predicted model, not a curated record
GCAUAUAUGCCGAACAACGCUCGCUUUGUCCCCGCCGCGACACUCGCUGUGGCCCCUCGCCCAAGCUCGACGCGCCGUCCCUGUACUGCAAUGCCCUUAUAAUCUUCUUUAAUCCUCCAUUGUUCGCCGCUUUCACUCAUCUAGCCCCAGGCCCUUCCCUCCACGCGAUACACUUCCUCCCAUGCCCAUACGACGAUGCGACGGCGAGCUCCAGUAUACCAGACGUCCCCGCCGAAUGUGAUCAACGUAGCCCCAGUUCAACAAACCUCGCGACAUGUCCGGACCCGCACACAGAGCGGCCCGCUCGCAUCGGGCACUCGUCCUCGGCCCAGCAGCCCGCGUCCCCUCCACUGGCGCGCCGGGGUGUACUUCGGCACCCCGAACGUCGCGUAUGCCCACGAGACGGGGCACAGGCCACAACCGCGUCCGCGACCUCAGUACGGGUCGAUAGCGAGCCGCUGGAGUCCGCCCAAGUUCGCGACCGCGCCGCAUCCCUCCCGGUCCGCGCGCAGGCCUGCACAUUCGAGACGGCCGACGGACGCGCAGGUCAUCGCGGCGCGCUAUCGCACCCAGAAGCCGUUGCCCCCGACGCCGGUAUCCUCGACUGCGGGUUUGUCUGUGGGCCCUGGAGACAGCUUGUUCGUGCAUCCGCCGUCUACAACGGCGCCGACGAGCAUUGGGAGCUUCCCGGACCCGAGGAAUGGUGGCGCGCCAUUCAAGCCGCGCGUUGAAGAGCGAUAUAUGCAGGAGGCGUACCCGCAGAUGAUGGCAGCCUGGUACGAGGGCCACAAUUUCAUACGGUGUCCGCGCCCUCGGUGUAGAGAAGCGUACCCGACGCUCCUGGAUAUGGCAUGGCAUCUGCAACUCCAUGAUCUCAAGAGCCGGCAUAUUCACUCUUAUGGGUGGCCCGCGACACCGCACAAUCGGCCACCACAAACACCACCACCGAAUCGCGUUUUCGAGGUCGACCUAACCGGCUAUUAUCCACGGUUCUCCUUCAAGCGUGUCAAGAAGACCUUGGGGCAUCUUCUGUGCCUAUUGACGUGCACUCGGUGCUGCAGCGUCUGCCAAUACGACCCUUGAGGGCCACAAUCUACCUUCCGCUCAUGACCGUUACGACAAUCACGCUUGCGACGCCCCAUACAGUAUCAUAACCUUCCGGUAUUUCGCGGACUAUUAUUCUACACACGCCGCCGCGUCAAGAACUGUUCCGGCCGCAUCGCUACAUAUCUAUUGCCUCAAUGUCUCGCGCACAACGUCACUCGACCCACGAUCUAAUUUUCUUCCCGUAU